UGUUUUUUAUUAAUUUAUGACACCGCUCAAUUAAAAGUCAUUACAUUUAAUAUGUAUUCCGUUGCUUCAUAUGAUACUUUUUUGGCCUAAUUAUUGUACAUAUAUCGAUCUCACAGUGCAUCGCUCAACAUCCACCCACCAAAUACAUCUCUUCUUGAAGUGUUGUGAAAUCUAGGUUUUAAUUGCAAUGGAAACUAAGAACUCUGUUAAGCACCCUCCUUCUAAUUCACCAAAGCCAUUAUUACUUGAUCAAUAUCCCAAGAAAAACUUCUGGGAUUUCUCAGAUAUCUUCCAAAGCCAAGGUUUCUGGUACACAAACCCUCACCUAGAAGCUGCAAGAGACAUCCUAGCACAUUUCGAAUCACGUGACGACGAUAUAUUCUUAGCUUCCUCCAUUAAAACAGGCACAACAUGGCUCAAAGCCCUUUGUUUUUCAAUCAUCCAUGGUCAGAAAAAUGUAAAUGUCAAAGUCAAUGAGGAAGAAGAAGAAGAAGAUGACCCUCUUGUAAAGAACACGCCUUCCUCUUGUGUGCAAACCAUUGAAAACGGGGUUUACAUGACAAACCCUACUCCAGAUUUGUCAGGUAUGCCAUCUCCAAGGCUAUUUCAUACUCACUUUCCUUAUAGUGCCUUACCGGAUUCAAUCAAAAACUCCGAGUGCAAGAUUGUGUACAUAACCCGAAACCCUAAAGACACCAUGGUUUCGAUGUGGCGUUUCUUUAACUCAGUUAGGACACCCGAACAAGGUCCAUACCCUUUUGACAAAGCAUUUGAGAGCUUCUGCGAUGGGCUUUACCCAUUCGGACCCUUCUUCGACCAUGUGUUGGAGUAUUGGGAAGUGAGCUUGAAGAAGUCUGACAAGAUACUGUUUUUAAGAUAUGAAGAAAUAAAGAGAGAUCCGAAAGGACUAGUGAAAAGACUGGCUUCAUUUCUCGGAAGGCCAUUUGUGAAUGAGGAAGAGGUUGAGAAGGUAUUGUGGAGGUGUAGCUUGGACAGGCUUAAGAAUUUGGAAGUGAACAAAAAUGGUUCUACCGCGGUAGGGUUGCCAACGAACUCAUUUUACAGGCAUGGGGUUGUUGGAGAUUGGAGGAACAAUUUUAGCCAUGAGAUGGAAGAGAGACUUGACCAAAUUUCCUCCAUGAAGCUAGAGAAAACUGGGCUUGAUCUUAACAAAUGAAUCAAGAGAGAUCAAAUAAAUAAUUAAUAACUAAGCUUUGUUGCUACUUUGUUGUCAAGUGUUUGUUUGUGUGUUUUUUUUUUGUUUUUUCGUGUGACAAGUAUGUUUGAGUAAGAAAUGUCCCUCAAGAUAUUGGAUGGAUCCAAUUCUACUAUUGUUUGUUAUUUUGCUUUUGAAAUGUAGUGUUUGUUGUCUUGCAAUAUUUAUGAAUAUUAUUGUGAAGAAUGACUGUAUUUUACAUUUAAA
This is a messenger RNA of Camellia sinensis, 1423 nucleotides long. Lineage: Eukaryota; Viridiplantae; Streptophyta; Magnoliopsida; Ericales; Theaceae. The record is from RefSeq and is a predicted model, not a curated record.